Nipponia nippon (crested ibis) is the source of this 816-nucleotide messenger RNA. The record is from RefSeq and is a predicted model, not a curated record. NCBI's taxonomy places the organism in Eukaryota, Metazoa, Chordata, Aves, Pelecaniformes, Threskiornithidae.
AUGGCCGUCUACCUCUACCGCCUCUGGCGCUCCUGGCCCUGGAUUUCCUUCAGGCAGCUGCUGUGCUGCCUCUGCCACCGCCUCAGCGAGGGCUGCGCCUACUGCGCCAUCCUCCACGUCACCGCCCCCACCGUGGAGCGCUGCCUCGCCAUCUACUUCCCCCUCAAGGCCACGGUGGUUGUCACCAAGUGCCGGGUGAGGGCUGUCAUCAGCGUCCUCUGGGCCUUCGCCUUCCUCUCCGCCAGCCCGUUCUUCUUCCUGGUCGGUGCGGAGCAGCCUGACAACCACACCGACUUCAGCCGCGAGUGCAAGCCUGCCCCGCCCAUGGAGUCCGGCCUGCUGGCCACCAUGUUCUGGGUCAGCACCUCCUACUUCGUCCUGCCUGUCAUCUGCCUCAACGUCCUCUGUGGCUCCAUCAGCCAGGAGCCGUGGAGCAACGCCUGCCCGCGGGCCCCCGAUGUGGUCCUCCAGGAGAAGGGGCACCGCCAGACCGUCAAGAUCUCGGCUGUGGUGGUUCUGGCCUUUGUAAUUUGCUGGUUGCCUUUCCACAUUGGCAGGAUCACAUUUAUAAACACCCAGGACACCCUGACGCUGUUCUCCCAGUACUUUAAUAUAUUCGCUCUGUGUCUUUUCUACCUGAGCGCAUCCCUCAACCCUAUCCUCUACAACCUCAUUUCGAAGAAGAACAGGGCGGCAGCCUACAAGCUGCUGUUGCCACACCGAGCUGCGGAAAGGGCUUUCACCGUAACGAAAGACGCUGGCGGCUACGCAGAGACCAGUGCUAGGACAAGAAACGAGUACGCCACCAGCUUCUGA